Molecule: messenger RNA, 3400 nt
Organism: Pungitius pungitius (ninespine stickleback)
Lineage: Eukaryota; Metazoa; Chordata; Actinopteri; Perciformes; Gasterosteidae
Gene: elmo3
Product: engulfment and cell motility 3
Exons: 21
Coding region: 303-2450 (715 amino acids)
Biological process (GO): actin filament organization; cell motility
Source: RefSeq, a predicted model, not a curated record
CUCUCGCUAAACCACCAACCAACCCGGAACCUUUAGGUCAACUAACAAUUGCUAAAAAACUAUUGCAACGAGUUCACCCUGAGAUUACCGAUUGUUUUUUCUGAACGGUUGAAAUAUUUCUCUGAGCGGAGACGCUUCCGCGGGCUGAAGAAGUUCCCUCCGAGGGGAAAAAUAGACCCUCGCAAAUGCCUCUCCCUCCAACCGCGGCGGUUCCUGUGGGACAGUAAAGUUGUUAAAGUUGUUAAAGUUAGUCCUCGACUUCUCAAACCAGCUGCAGAGUGGUGGAGCUGCGAGGUGCCAACAUGCCUCAACAGAAGGACAUAGUAAAGAUUGCCAUUCAGAUGCCUGGGGCCUACCCCCAGCUCAUACAACUGGACCAGAAAAAGCCUCUCUCUGCUGUAAUAAAGGAAGUGUGUGAUGGCUGGAAUCUCCCGGGUCCUGACAACUACGCCCUGCAGUACGCUGACGGAGUGCAGACGUACAUCACCGAGUCGAAUCGUCUGGACAUUAAGAACGGCUGCAUUCUGCGUCUGACCAAGGCACCGGGCCGCUGUGCAGAGGACCUGUACAAAGGCAUCCAGAGCUCCGACUCGGGGGUGCGCUGCGAUUCGCUGAAGGAACUUGCAAACGUUUCCACGGACGUGACCUUUGCCCAGGAGUUCAUCAGUCGAGACGGGCACCUCUUAUUGGUCAAAAUAGUGGAGGACGCUAAAGAGAGCAAUGUGAUAAUGACCCACACCUUGAGUGGCUUCAUGGAGCUGAUGGAUCAUGGGAUAGUGUCAUGGGAGAACCUGUCGUCUGUCUUCAUCAAAAAGAUUGCAAGCUUUGUCAACGCCAAGCUGACUGACGUGUCAAUGCAGCAGGUGUCCUUGGACAUCCUGGAGAGCAUGGUGCUGAGCAGCCACAGCCUCUUCCUGGAGGUCAAACAGGAGAUCACCAUGGAGCGACUCAUCGCGCACCUCCAGGUGACGAACCAGCAGAUACAGACCAAAGCCAUGGCGCUACUUAUGGCGCUCCUCCAAACAGCCGGGGACUCCGACAGACAGGAUAUUUUUGCGUUCCUAAAUAAGAAGAAUCUCCGGCAGUACAUUUAUAAAAACAUCAUCCAUAGUUCGGGUUCGGUCCAGGACAAGAUGGCCCACUACCUCUAUGUCCUGCAGUCGGUCACCUUAAAUCACAUGGAGGCCCGCAUGAGGACUCCUAUGGACUGUUACAGCCAGGAGCAGAGAGAUAUCCUUCACAACUUGCGGCUCGCAGCAUUUGAGACGGAGACGGAGAACAGUCUGAACCACGAGAGACGACGCUCGCUCUGCGCCAAAGAGUUCAAGAAGUUGGGCUUCUCAAACAACAGUAACCCGGGUCAGGACCUGGUGCGGACGCCCCCCGGCCUUCUGGCUCUGGACACCAUGUGUUAUUUUGCUGCACGUUACCCUGAUGCCUACAGCAGGUUUGUCCUGGAGAACAGCAGCAGGGAGGACAAACACGAGUGUCCGUUUGGACGGAGCAGCAUCCAGCUCACUCUCAUCCUGUGUGAAAUCCUUCGUAUCGGCGAGCCGCCCUCGGAGACGGGCAGUGACUACCACCCCGUCUUCUUUAGUCAGGACCGGCUGAUGGAGGAGCUUUUCUGUGUCUGCAUUCAGCUGAUCAACAAGACGUGGAAGGAGAUGAGGGCCACGCAGGAGGACUUUGACAAGGUGAUGCAGGUGGUGAGGGAGCAGAUCACCAGGACGCUGUCCAGUAAGCCGACCUCCCUGGAGCUCUUCAAGAACAAAGUCAACGCCCUGAACUACAGCGAGAUCCUCAAACUGCGGCAGACGGAGCGGCUGCACCAAGAAGAGACCCUGGCUCUGCCCGUCGUUGAGCUCAAAGAGCGCCUGAAGCCGGAGCUGCUCCAGUUGAUCCGCCAGCAGAGACUCAACAGGCUGUGUCAAGGAACAAUGUUCAGGAAGAUUAGCAGCCGACGCAGACAGGAUAAGCUGUGGUACUGCCGCUUGUCCCCUAAUCACAAAAUGCUUCACUACGGCGACGUGGAGGAAGACACAGACAGUCCCACUGUCGAAACUCUGCAAAAGAAGAUCCCAGUAGCAGAUAUCAAAGGCUUGCUGAUGGGGAAAGACUGUCCCCACAUGAAGGAGCACAAAGGCAAACAGAACAAGGAGAUACUUGACCUGGCAUUUAGCAUCACGUAUGACGUAGAGGAGGACAGCCUGAACUUCAUCGCCCCCUCCAGAACUGACUUCUGCCUGUGGACAGAUGGACUGAGCGUUCUGCUGGGCCGGGACAUGAGUAGUGAAUCGAUGCACAGCGAGCUGGAGAUCCUGCUCUCGAUGGAGAUUAAGCUCCGCCUCCUGGACCUGGAGAAUGUUCACAUUCCCGAUAGUGCGCCGGUCGUCCCCAAACCGCCGAGCAACUUCAACUUCUGCUACGACUUCAGCCAGACGGAGCAGUAGAGUGUGUGCAUUCGCCGUGGUGCAACUAAGAAUUGUGAAAGUGUAAAAAAAAAAAAAGGUGUGUGGGUGUGUGUGUGUGCGUGUGCGUGUGUCUGAAACAAAUGGUGCAUGGGUGUUGAGCUCCGACCUGUGCCUCCAUGCACUUAUUCCUUUAACACAGGUUUGUUUUGUAAUCAUUCAAUAAUUCCAAAUAUAUCUUGACUAAACCGUGUGUGUGAGAAAAGAUGCUUUGAUAUUUGUCUCAAAUGCAAGUUUGUUUUGUCUUUUUUUUUUUUCUUUCAAUGGGCAUAAACUAGAACCCAGAGCGUUCUCAACAUAUGGUACGUCAUUCAUUUUUCAACAUAUGAAGGACAAAUACCGUUUUUUGUUUUUUUGUUUUUCAUUUUUGUGUUUUGCUUAAAUAUACCUAAUACAGGUACUGGCCUUGGUAUGGAUCCCAGUGGCUCAAUAUGAUUGAUAUGAAACAUCUGUAUAACGUCUGAUUCUAUUACAGUGAUGUACAUCUACACUCUUAAACAAGCCAACCUUUUGGUUUUUGCCUUUAGUUAUUAUCAAUAGGAAGCAGAACCUUCGCCAUGAUCAACCGUUUUCUAAUGAGCAGAAUUUGUGCAUCCAGCUAGCAAACAUCUGCAUAUCUCUGUAUGACGCAGUAUGCAAUCAAUGGUCCUUCAGAUUUUCCCUUUCUUGGAUCUGAUCCUUAAACUGAUUUUACAAAAUGGACAGUAAUAUGAUGAUGAUAUUGCUACUCUCAAAGCAGGUACUGAUGAACUGACCCAGGUCUACAGUGUAUCCCAUGGUACAGGGUUAUUUCAUUUACAGUAUUCUCACCGUUAAGUGUUCUCUGCAGUGCAUUCCUGACACACAACUUCCUGUGAUAUUAUGCACUUUUGAUGACUUAACAAUAAUAAACAGUUUGAAUGCUACCAAAAAAUAAGAAUGUGUGCGUUCUU